Molecule: messenger RNA, 4386 nt
Organism: Musca vetustissima
Lineage: Eukaryota; Metazoa; Arthropoda; Insecta; Diptera; Muscidae
Gene: Sik3
Exons: 10
Coding region: 4-4386 (1460 amino acids)
Biological process (GO): microtubule cytoskeleton organization; intracellular signal transduction; protein phosphorylation
Cellular component (GO): cytoplasm
Molecular function (GO): ATP binding; tau-protein kinase activity; protein serine/threonine kinase activity
Source: RefSeq, a predicted model, not a curated record
AAAAUGUCAUCAACACAAAAUUAUAAAGUGCCCUCCACUAGCAAAAUAUCUUUGGAUAAGCUAUUAAGGGUUGGAUGCUAUGAUUUGGAGAAAACAAUUGGAAAGGGGAACUUUGCUGUUGUUAAAUUAGCAUCAAACAUUGUCACCAAAACAAAGGUCGCUAUAAAAAUUAUUGACAAAACUUGUCUCAAUGAAGAGUACCUGGCUAAAACUUAUCGAGAAAUAUCCAUUUUGAAAACACUUAGACACCAACAUAUUACGCGUCUAUACGAAGUAAUGCAGUCUGAAACUAUGAUAUAUCUAGUAACAGAGUACGCGGCCAACGGAGAAAUAUUUGACCAUCUGGUGGAUAAUGGACGAAUGAAGGAACCCGAAGCUGCAAGGGUGUUUUCGCAGUUAGUCUCGGCAGUACAGUACUGCCAUCGUAAAGGAGUAGUUCAUCGUGAUCUUAAGGCCGAAAAUGUACUGUUGGACAAAGAUAUGAACAUUAAGCUGGCUGACUUUGGAUUUAGCAACCACUACGAAGACGGUAGCCCUCUCACAACAUGGUGUGGAUCCCCACCGUAUGCAGCACCGGAAGUUUUUCAGGGGUUAGAAUAUGACGGCCCCAAAGCAGAUAUUUGGAGUUUGGGAGUUGUACUAUAUGCAAUGGUGUGCGGUGCUCUGCCAUUUGACGGAAAAACACUUUUGGAACUGAAGAGCCGAGUGGUGACUGGGAAAUUUCGCAUUCCGUAUUUCAUGUCUCAGGAUUGUGAAAACCUCAUUCGCAACAUGUUGGUGGUGGAACCGGAAAAGCGCUACACCAUUAAACAAGUUAUGAAGCACCGGUGGGUUAGUGAAUGGAUGGCCGAAGUCGAACGGGAUUGUUCGCAGACACAUGUUCCCCAUAUGAGUUCGGAAGUUUCGGCUAUCGGCCAAACUACAUCUGUUCCUAAUUUGGACACAGUUGUGGUAUCUCAUAUGCUGCAGCUGUCAGGAUUAACAGCCGAUAAAAUUGCGCAAUCCGUUCACGAGAACCGUUUCGAUAAUAUAUAUGCCAUCUACUACUUGCUAUACGACAAAUUGCAACAGAGACGCCGAGAGCAUCAGAAAUUGCAGCAGCACGCAAAUAGAGCCAGGUCCCGGACCAGUAUAACGACUGGAAUGGUAGAUCGGUCUGAACCCCUGCAGCAAGAUGCAAUGGAUCGCUUAAGCCCUCUAGUGAAUACGAAUGUAGCCCAACCGGAAUCCAUAUGCCCAUGGACAGAUCUGAAUGUCGAAUUAGAGAAGUUUAGCAGUGACAUUGAGUUGGAACGAAUGCAAGGACCAAAUGAGAAUAUAAAUCAAAGUCAACUAUCUACAUCAUCAUCUACAAGUCAAGGCAAUGGAAACACAAGGCGACAUACUGUGGGACCUGGCGAUGUUGCUCAUGAACAUGCCUUACAGGAUCCAAACGUCAUAGCGUUGAACUUUAAAUACGAACCUUCGAAAAAUCAGCAACAAAUGUAUCCUUAUCCACCACUCAAUUUGCCGACCUUGCAGAACCAACCUCUACACUACUUGACUACAAAGGAUCAACAUCUGUUGAAACCACCACUGGUAAUGGGAGCAACUGGGUCCUUCAACCGUCGAGCUUCAGAUGGUGGAGCUAAUUUGCCAUAUUGUUUCACUACCGGCCAUCAGUCAUCAACUGUUGAUGGGCCGCCAGAACAAGCCGAGACGUAUUUUAUGCAUCCAACAAAAGGGCCCAAUAGCGACCAUAUUUCUACUGCCAGUGUAAAUAACCGAGUUCCUGCGGACAAUCCGAGUAUUAAUCAGGAUGAAAAGCCGGAAGAGAUUCAAAGGUAUAUGCAAAUGCGGGGCAAACGACACACUGUCGGUUGUACAGAAGAUUUAUCACUAAACCACCACGGGGAACAAUGUAGUAUUAACCCUAAGCUUCAAACUCCAGUGGGUAUGCAAACUUCUGGUGGUGUUAGCACCGGUAUACGUACACGUCGUACCGGUCUACUAACUGUGACAGAGAGACCGCCAGUUAUAAGUCCGGAGCUCAUUCGAGAGGUUGAAUCUCGCAUGAAUCGUAAUUACUUACCACCAGCUUUAAAAAUGCAAAGCAAUUAUUCCGGUGGAUUUAGUCUAUCGCCGCCUUCCGGUGUGAGUUCUUCCUACAAUAGUUCGACUAACAAUUGUAAUUAUCCCGUCGUAAGCACUUCAGUCCUAGGAAGUACUACAUCAAUGUCAUUAAGUCCUACAACAGCUGCAAGCUCAGCGAAUAUAGUCUAUAACAAUAGACGUUUUUAUAACAAAUCUGGUAAAUUGCCACCCGUCCAAGAAGUUGGUCGUUACAGUCCUGUACGCCGUGCUUCAGAGGGAUCGAAGACACAAUUCCAGGGUCCCCUCCAGGAAUGUCAAUAUCUACAAAAAGGAAUCGCACAGCGCAAUUUUUUGGUUGCUCCAAGUCAACCACUUUUGGAAAACUCCAUUAGUUUGCCAGGGUCUCCGAUACAUGGAAAAACUUCUGGAUUCCAUAAUGCUUUUCGUCGUACUGGCACACCGUCUUCAUUGGCCUCACCAGACAUCGAAAUACCGCCUGAGGCUCUUAAAACCGUCGUGCCGUUAUUAGACCAGUUAGUUAAAGAGCAAAGAAUUAGCAUGGAUCUUGCAAAUACUAUUGUAUCCACUAGACAAGUCCCUUUGGAUAUGGCUCAUCUUCUGGGUUUAGCAGCACAUGGACACAGUACUUCAGAAGGUUUGGGGGCACAUAUACAGCUACAGCAAGCGCAUAGUUUCAGUACAUCACCAUUGUCUAUGUCUAUUUCAAAAAGUGGCGGCGAACAAACGAGCAGUGUUUGGGGCGAAAGUGGGCGUUGUGUAACAACCAGUGGUCCAAUAAUGCAGCCUAAUGUUAUGGGUAAUCAGAUGAAUUUAGCUGGAGGCUUGCAUACAAACACAAUAUUGGGAUCCUGUUAUACGCAGCCGUUUCCAACAGCUGCAAAAAGUAGCGGAAAUUAUAGCGGGCCUGCAAUUGCAAACGCAGGGGUACCAGGUUCAGUUCUAGCCAGCGGAAGCAGUGUGACGUCGAUAGGAGGUGCAUCAUCUCCUUUGCAUCAAAUCACGAAGGGAAUUUCGUAUUUAACAACCGGAGGAGGCGGUUCCAUAACAAGAGGAACGUCGGCAGCAAGCGAAAUAGCUUCAGCUGCUAUGCAACCUUUGGAUUUAUCUAUGGACGUCGCCGCGUCUGACGAUUCACAAACACCGGUGGGUUCAUAUGUGACGCAGAACUGGUUUCUCCCACCGUCUUCUUACUACGAAAUGAAGCCAUUGAAUUUAUCGCCUGCACAACCUAUAAGAGUGGUAACAACACCCCCCACGUCACCAAACUUAUGCAUAAUACAAGAAGAAAAUGCCACAACUCAAAUGAGUCACACAAUCACAACUGGGACACCAUACACGGGAUGUACUGGUGGUGUAACGCCCACUCCAUCGUCUGGUACGUUGUCGUCCGGAGAAGGCGUAUUAUCACCCGGGCAACAGCCUUCGCAUCCUCAGAUUUGUCUGACUGAUGUACAGGGCAGCGAAAUAACAUUAGUGGCACAAUCAUCACAAUUCAACAAUGAGAGCAGCUCCGAUUCGUCUGAACACCACGUCAUAUCACUAAUGUCGCUUCAGGAUUUAAUGAUAACCGAAACAUCAAAUGACAUGCCAACGGUAACUCGUGGGAUCUUGGGUAAACAAAUAAACCUUGAGACAGAGCAAAAUGUACCAGCUCCAUCUUCUGAGGACAGAAGAGGCAGCGACAAAUCUCUGGGCUUUUCGGAUGACUCCUUAAGCAAUGAUUCCAAUAAUGUAUCGCCCAGCCAAGAACCAUCCGCAUCUUCGGGAUUCAAGUCAGAUUCGCACUCCGAAGUAGGAGAUCAUACCGAGGGACAUUUAACCCCAGAUUCUAUGUGUGAAUCACGUCGCAUGUCUGAAGAUAUGUGCUACGAAGUUCCUUUGCCCUACGAAUGUUCCAAUUUGGACACAGCCCGAAUACUCGAAAUCAUUAAACAAACGAUAGAUUCAACUAUGCCUCCUAAAGGUUUCACUCUACAUACAAUUGAAACGCCAUCAUCAAUCGCCUCCGGUUCAUCAAGUUGGACACAGUACAGGCCCAGUACCGGAGGUCCACCAGAUGCGUCCAACACAUAUUCAAUGGACCUAACACCCUCCUACAUCACAACCAAUCUAAGUCUAGAGUACUCCGGAGGAUUACAAAUCGAAGUACAAGUGUGUGAAGGGCGAAGCCGUGACAGUCAAAGCUCAGGCAAGGGCAUUAAACUGAGACGAAUUUCUGGCGAUCAAUUUGAGUACGGCAAACUGUGCCAACAAUUAAUAAAUCAGCUAAAUAUACAGCAAGUAGCUGGUUAG